This is a messenger RNA of Cladocopium goreaui, 984 nucleotides long. The record is from the annotation of a GenBank genome assembly. NCBI's taxonomy places the organism in Eukaryota, Dinophyceae, Suessiales, Symbiodiniaceae.
AUGUUCGCAACCCAGGUCCAGUCUUUGGCCUUGGCAGCAUUUCCAUUGCUACCAUGGUUGGGCCGCUCCAGCUCUCUGGAAAGUGCAGCCAUGAGUUUUCUGGUGGGACUCAUUUGGGGUACUUCCUAUGCGUGUACCUUUGUAUCUUACACUCUUGGGACAACUGGAGCAAAAGCCGCCUUCAUCACAUCACUUCAGUCUGUGGUGGUGGCUGCAUGUACCUCCAUAGUGGCCGGGCGGCUACAACUUGGCACUAUCUUCUCAGCACUCCUGGCCGUUCUUGGAGUGGCCUUCAUUGAGCUGAACGGCGCACUGGACCCGACCAUGGGAGAUGCUGUUUGCAUGGUUGCGCCCAUCGGCGUAGGUAUCGGUUGGUAUGUGUUGGAUGAGAACAUGAAGAAAUACCCCAACGACUUCAUUCCAUCAGUGGUGAUCCAAUUUGCGGUGUUCACCUCGAUUUUUGCACUUUGGCUCCUCAAGGAUUAUGAUUUCUUCGAUCAAGAUCAAGGCCAAGAAAUCGGAAACAACUUGGGAUCCUUGGGAAUUCAUUGGUUUCAGCAGCUCCAGCUGCCGGAGCUCCUGCGGACGCCGAAUCUCCUGUGUCCCUUGCUUUUCGCAUCGAUCUUCGGAAACCUACUCACCAUGUUGGCCGCCAACGUGGCCUGUCGACAUCUCCCGGUUUCAGAUGUCUCGCUGAUUGUCACGACAGAGCCUUUGUUCGCGGCAGUGGCAGCCGUGUGUUGUAUUGGUGAGACUUUUUCACUUGGCGACUGUCUCGGUGGCUUUUUCAUCAUGGCUGCACUACUUUGCAAUGAGUUGUGGGGAGAGACAAAUGAUGAAACGAAUGAAGCGAAACUGAUGACGGCAAUGAAGAGCGAUUUGAGCGUCUCUUCAACUUCAACUUGCUCGACUUGCUCGACGUACGCUCUGAGCAAAUGCGAAAGUGGCCAGAGUGCCUCAAUCGCAUCAAUCGAAACAGCUUAA